GAGCACAGCUGUUUACAAAAACAAAACCAAGCGAAGAAGCGAAAAUUAUUGGCGAUUUUUAAAAAUCCAAAUUAAAACUAGAUUCGGAGUCGGAAAACCUUCAUAGAUUUGGGAAUGUUCUGCUGCCUACGCACCUGUCUCAAUGGUGGACACAUAAGGAAACCGACGGCAACCAGUCGCCUGCGGGAGCCCGAUGUUCACCUGGAUGCAGCGCAUAUGGGACCUGAUGUAAUCCUGCUGUCACACCAACUGCGCGUAACGGGCACUGGCGGCGUCCUGGCCACGGCGCCUUUGGUCCAAUCGAAGUCCUACUUCGAGGUGAAGAUCCAGCACGGCGGCAGCUGGUCGGUGGGCUUGGCAACGCGUCAAACGGAUCUCAGUCGCAAGAGCGGCGGCGGGGAUCGAGAGUCCUGGUGCCUGUGCUCCGAUAAUGCCACACGCCACAAUGACCGCGAGGAGUUCCGACCAGUGGUGCAGUCUGCUUGCACCACUCAGCCAGCGAGGACGAGCAAUGGUAUCCUGAACAAUAGCGCUGCCAAAGCGGCCGGACUCAUUGCCAUCGAGGAUUUGCAGCAGGAAGAUCUGCUGAUGACCACUGGAGUGGCAUCAUCCGAUGUGGAUAUCGGUGAUUCGUUGAUAGCAUCGCCACAGCGAGAUUUUCCCGAUGAAGGAGACAUUGUGGGCGUCGCCUUUGACCACGUGGAGCUGAAUUUCUACUUCAAUGGAAAGAAUCUGGAGGUUCCAUUUCGAAAUGUACGAGGAGCAGCACUAUUUCCCGUCAUUUAUGUGGGCAAUGGCGCCAUUCUGGACAUUAUCUUGGAUAAUUUUUCACACGGACCACCACCAGGAUUCGAACGCAUUCUAUUGGAACAGUCACUUCUUUAGAUAGUCCACACAAAAGCCUUGAACAAAUUAGCAGCAUGAGAACAAAGCAUUAACAAGAAUAACUAAAAGACGGUGCAUUUUAGGACUUUAGGAACGCAUUUCAUUCAAGUAAUUUUUGUGGCACUUUCUCUGCCAAUGCGGACAACUACCUUUAAAAAAAAUGAAAUACAUUAUUGUCUAGUAACACUUUAUUUAUUUAAUGUAAAAGUUAAGUUACAAGAAUGACAUUUUAAAUAUGCAUUCUAGAUUAAGUUUUAAAAUGCGAACUUUCAGUAUAAAACAAAUUAUUUACACAUUUUAGUUUUAGUUUUAGUUAUUCCUUUGCCAUAUUUCUUCUCUAGUCAAAAAGAAAAGUUCCCAAGCUGAAUUCUAUCUCACAACCAAAACAGCUAUUAAAUUAUUUCAAUUUACUUUGUACACAUAUCUUAAUCGAUUUUGUUGAUUUUCACCACAUAUUUACUUAUAGUCGUAAAAUGCACUGUUCUGUUCUCAUUUAGACAUCAGGUGUAUAAACUUUGUAAACUCUCUAGUCCUUGCACUAUCCAAACCGAAAGUAUUUGUAUAAUUUUAUUAAUGUUUUGUAAAUUAUUUACGUAGCUUGACGUAGCAUUUGUAUUAUACACAGAGAUACGCGUAUCUGCAUACAGAUACAGAUGAAUUUUUUUGUAGGACUAGGUGGCCACAAUUCAAUUCUGACUUCAUCGUACACAUUCCAAUUUACAACGGCAACGUACUCGAGCACGGAAUUACCUAACUAAAUAUAAGAAUAUAUCUGUAUAUCUAAUAAAUUGUAUCUACACGUAUCCAACGCUUCGAAAACUGAUUAAUCCGCGCGCGGACAAUAAAUCAAUGUUAUGUACUU
Messenger RNA from Drosophila melanogaster (fruit fly), 1747 nucleotides. RefSeq lists its product as uncharacterized. Lineage: Eukaryota; Metazoa; Arthropoda; Insecta; Diptera; Drosophilidae. The record is from RefSeq and is marked reviewed. The coding region runs from base 115 to 885 and encodes 256 amino acids. The transcript is spliced from 3 exons.